Molecule: messenger RNA, 1302 nt
Organism: Closterium sp. NIES-67
Lineage: Eukaryota; Viridiplantae; Streptophyta; Zygnematophyceae; Desmidiales; Closteriaceae
Source: the annotation of a GenBank genome assembly
GUUUCGUACUCGCUAUGGGACAAGCUGCGUUCGACGCAUUAAAAACUCUUUUAAUGUCGCCACCGGUACUUCGCAUCGCUGACCCGGAACGGCCCUUCGAGGUCAUCACCGACGCAAGUGACAUCGCCAUCGGAGCAGUGCUCAUGCAGGAUUUCGGCAACGGGCUUCAACCAAUCGCGUACGAGUCUCGGAAAAUGCAAUCUGCUGAGCGCAACUACCCAGUACACGACAAGGAGAUGCUGGCGAUCGUCCACGCGUUCAAAAUCUGGAGGUGCUACCUGACUGGAGCAGACGUGACGGUGCGAACCGAUCACAAAUCACUACAGUACCUGAGGGCGCAGCCGAAUCUCAACCCGCGGCAGAUACGCUGGCUGGACUAUCUGGAGUCCAAUUUCACGUACAAGAUCACGUACAAAAAAGGCGCCAACAUUAUUGCCGACGCCCUUUCCAGACCAUCUGCCCAACUCGCAGCAGUACUAGUCGCCCAGAGCAAACCGCUACUGAGCGUCUAUUACUUACGAAGCGGAACAGAUCGAAUUUGGGUCCCAAGUUAUCGUCUACUUCGCGAAUUACUAAUUCAAGAAGUCCACGAUUCGAAUUUAUCGGGACAUUUCGGGGUUGAUAAAACUCUGAAGGUAUUGCAGCGGUUUUAUUACUGGCCAGAUAUGGUGACGGACGUGCAGCGUUACAUGGCCGCGUGUCCGAUCUGCCAGCGAAUGAAAUCCUCACACCAGCGACCUACAGGACUGUUGCAGCCCCUCGAGCCACCUCAACGCCCAUGGCAACACGUAACGAUGGAUUUCGUUACGGGACUACCGGCCGGACCCAGCGGAAACGACGCGGUUUUGGUUGUCGUCGAUCGAUUGACGAAAAUGGCGCAUUUCGCACCAUGUCCUACAACCAUCACAGCCGAAGAAACAGCGCGCCUGUUCAUCUCGACCGUUGUUCGUCUACACGGGAUACCAGCAGCAAUCAUUAGCGAUCGAGAUCCGAAGUUCACGUCAAAAUUAUGGCAUGACACAUGGGCUCGGUACGGCACGCAUCUCCAGUUCUCAUCCGCUUAUCAUCCCCAAAUGGACGGCCAGACGGAAAGGACGAAUCAAACGAUGGAGCAGCUGAUUCGGACAAACUGCCCCGACCGAAACAAAUGGGAGGACGUGCUGCCCAUGUUGGAAUUUUCCUACAACAACGCGCCCUCGGCUACGACUAAUCACUCCCCGUUUUAUCUCAAUUACGGGAUGGACCCUACAGCAACAGUUUCCACCAACGUUGAAAGGUAAGACUAGCUCUGGUGUUCCUAUA